AUGUCAACAGACUACGAUACUGCGCGUUCCAGCGUUGCCAACCACGUCACUCGUAUCAUCGACACAUUCUUGUCCGGACUCAACACAACUGGUGGUUUCAACGACUAUCACCGAGAGAUAUUGGACGAGUCUAGGGAUUCCAUGUCCAGAGAUCUCGACCACGCAAUCACCACAGUACUGCAGACAGAGAUCACCAAUAUGGAAGGGCAGGGACAGCCCGUGGGCGAUAUGUCUCAGUUGAAGUUCUUGGCUUCUCAUGUUGUGCCAGUGGACGUGGAUGAUGUGUUGAUGAUUGGAUCUAUCAACGGGGAGGGUUGGCCCGAAACCGAAGAAUUCAACGUCCCUCUCGAACCUUCUACAGCGGAGGAGGUUGAGGCCAAGAAUAGAGCUCGGGAAGAAAGGGAAGCCAGGAGAGACCAAGAAGAAUAUGAGGCUUACAAUAGAGCUCGGGAAGAAAGGGAAGCUAGAGAAGAGGAAGAAGAUGAUGUGAUUAAGGACCGAGAGGUGAUAGAGCUGAGAGACGACGAGGAGUGA
This is a messenger RNA of Cryptococcus amylolentus CBS 6039, 534 nucleotides long. RefSeq lists its product as hypothetical. The record is from RefSeq and is a predicted model, not a curated record. The coding region runs from base 1 to 534 and encodes 177 amino acids. The transcript has a single exon. NCBI's taxonomy places the organism in Eukaryota, Fungi, Basidiomycota, Tremellomycetes, Tremellales, Cryptococcaceae.